AUGAGUUCGUCGUGGGUGACUGUUUUGAUUCUUUCCUAUGCUGGAGCUGCAACAGCCCAAUUUUACGGAUAUCUGGGAGGGUACGCAUGUUCUCAGCCGGUCUUGUACAGGCAGUGUCAGUGCCCUUCGUUCUGCGGCUCCUACGGCAGCGCUGUUAGUGGCUACACUGGUGGAUACAUUCUUUUACUUGAUAGUGGAUAUGGUGGUGGAUAUAGUGGAUAUGACGUUUCGUUUCGUAGACGCCACAAGAAACGAAGACAUCAUAAGAAGAGGAAGUUCCGUUUUGAAACUGCUGAGGAGCCAGAAGAAGAGCUUCCUGAACCAUCAUCGGAGCCAGAGGAAAAGCCCAGCAAGUCUAAACAUUCUUGGGAAGAUGAGGAUGAGUGGGAGAAGAAGUUUGUAAAGAAAAACAAAUCAAAGGAUAAGGAAGGCCAAGAGGGUGGAUCUGAAGAGCUGCCAGAGAUUGAUGACGAGGAGAUGAUCCCUGCAAAAUCCCGAUCGGAAUUAGUGAAUUCAGAGAAACAGACGCCGGCUACAGCUCCAGCUGUCAAUGCUCGUAGUAGAGCAAGACCGAGUGGUGAAGCUGGCGGUCGUGGGGCCCCAGUUAGCGUUGACAACAGUGGAGACGGCGGUCAAGUGCAACCUAUACCCGCUGGAUCUUCGAGGUCAAAUGGAGAAAGUAGACCUCCCGGGUUAGGUGGAGGCGGCGGAUCGUCCGGAUUAGCUGGCUUAGGUAACGGCGGUCUCUUUGGCAUCUCAUCAGGUAUAGGAGUCGGCGUGCCAGGAAUAGGACCUAUCGGUGUUGGAAGUGGAUUAGGAAUUGGAUGA
Cylicocyclus nassatus is the source of this 828-nucleotide messenger RNA. NCBI's taxonomy places the organism in Eukaryota, Metazoa, Nematoda, Chromadorea, Rhabditida, Strongylidae. The record is from the annotation of a GenBank genome assembly.